GUGAAGAAUAGCUGGUUGGCUCACGUGUACCAAACAAAACAGACGGAUGGUUAACAAGUCGGCACUCUGACGUGUUUUGAGAGGAACAGCAGUGCAGCCGCAGCAGGAGCUUAGGCCUGCCAAAACAGUUAAUAUUUUCGAGGGUCUCAAAGCUCAAGUGGAUACUGUCUGGUGAGAAAUGGCGGAGGGAGGCUUUGACCCAUGUGAGUGCAUCUGCAGCCAGGAGUACGCCAUGAGGCGCCUCAUUAACCUGCUCAGGCAAUCUCAGUCCUACUGCACAGACACAGAGUGCCCUCAGGAAUUACCAGGACCCAGUGGGACAGUGGGUGGUGGGGACCUGACCCUCCCCAUGGUUCUGAUGGGAUGGGUUGUGGUGGCUUUGGUCUUGUUUCUCUUACGCCCAUCAAGUCUCAGGGGACCCCGUCCUACAGGAAAACCAACUGGACCCCACAAUAGUGAUAGAAGGGAGCCCCCAGCACCACCUGUAGACUAACAGUGGAAGCAGACCAUCAGCAUUCAUCCACCUGCUCUGGUAUGGAGUAGCACAGUUGGCUGUAACUGACCAGGACAACGACCUUUCCCUGUCAGCCUUCACACCAUAUCUUUCUUUUUUUUUCCCCCCUCAAAUAAUCUUUUUACAGCACAGUCUUUGCUUUUUGGCUUAUAACAAAUCUUUUCUUAUAAGCCAGGAUUGUCUUAUUAAAACUGGCAUGUUGAUGUAUCGAUUUAGCUCCAUUAGCUACUUCACCAUGUCUUAAAUCAGGAGGUGGGGCAGUAUUUGGAUUUAGUUCCUGACCCCAGCUCUGGUGCUCACUGAUCUGCAGAAACUCAGAUGUAUACUCAAAAUGAAGGAAAGUGUUAGAUAAUCAGGGAAGAUCACUUUAAUUUCCUACUAUGAGGUUACAUUUUUGUUUUGGUGCUUGCUGAAUGAUGAUUGGUGGCCGGAUCUCGAGUCUCUGAAACAUUCCUUCAACUUUAAGGUUACAACUUAAAGCAGUGCCAGUAAAGAUGUUAUUAUAUCAGGUGCAUUUUCAAACCAGCAAAAGGACGGAAUUUAUUACAUUCAGUUGUUUUGAUUUCUUUCUGAGUAGGGAUUUCCUUUACAGUAACAAUCUUGUUGUAUAAAACUAGUUGCUUAGUCUUCUGUGUUUACUGUCAGGCCUUGGAUUGUGUGCUUAACCAGAACCAGUAAGGAACCAGGUUCACUAUAGUCCUGUCCCUUCAAAUAUCAGUUUGGUUACUGUGGUGUGUGACAGAGCAGAGAUAUGUGUAAAAUCUUCUAAAUAAUAUGUUAAAUAAAUGACUAGGUAUGCUUUAAAGACCAUAGUCAGCACAAACAAAAUAUUAUGAUUAUAUUAAAAUGGUUUAGUUUGUACUGUAAUAGUUUGUGGUUAAAAUAAACAAACUUAAUUGUGGCAACAAAAAAAAAAAAAGCUUGUUAUGAGCUUCUGAUUCCUUCAGGCAAU
Messenger RNA from Melanotaenia boesemani (Boeseman's rainbowfish), 1466 nucleotides. It is a transcript of the gene smim14, whose product is annotated as small integral membrane protein 14. NCBI's taxonomy places the organism in Eukaryota, Metazoa, Chordata, Actinopteri, Atheriniformes, Melanotaeniidae. Bases 179 to 493 code for a protein of 104 amino acids. The record is from RefSeq and is a predicted model, not a curated record. Gene Ontology annotation, cellular component: endoplasmic reticulum. The transcript is spliced from 5 exons.